Agrilus planipennis (emerald ash borer) is the source of this 462-nucleotide messenger RNA. Its product is annotated as pupal cuticle protein 20-like. The record is from RefSeq and is a predicted model, not a curated record. Lineage: Eukaryota; Metazoa; Arthropoda; Insecta; Coleoptera; Buprestidae. The coding region runs from base 46 to 462 and encodes 138 amino acids. The transcript has 2 exons. Gene Ontology annotation, molecular function: structural constituent of chitin-based larval cuticle. Gene Ontology annotation, cellular component: chitin-based extracellular matrix.
CUUAACGUGUUAUUCCUAUGGGCUUUUGGAAUCGUUAAAGAGAAAAUGAUACUUAUUGGCCUCCUGUCCCUUGUUUGUUUCUCACUGGGAAGUUACAAUCCGGGAUAUUUUCCCGGAGGUCAUGGUGCAUUUUUUGGAGGUGGAUAUUACCCUGGAGGCCCCUCAGUACCGAUCAAUCAACUGAAUAAUGCUAACAAUGGCGAAGGCAAUUAUGCAUAUAGUUAUCAAACUGGAAACGGAAUUUCAGCUCGUGAAUCAGGACGUUAUGUAGGAGGUUUGCCUGAAGGAGGAGCCUCAGUAGCUGAAGGAUCUUACUCAUUUACGGCCCCAGAUGGACAUACUUAUUCUAUAUCAUACACUGCAGAUGAAAAUGGAUUUCAUCCAGUUGGGGCUCAUAUUCCUACCCCUCCGCCCAUUCCGGAGGCAAUAUUAAGAUCAUACAGAGGUUAUCAUUACAAAUAA